Messenger RNA from Momordica charantia (bitter melon), 1727 nucleotides. Its product is annotated as Pyridoxal phosphate (PLP)-dependent transferases superfamily protein. Gene Ontology annotation, biological process: biosynthetic process. The record is from RefSeq and is a predicted model, not a curated record. Gene Ontology annotation, cellular component: cytoplasm. NCBI's taxonomy places the organism in Eukaryota, Viridiplantae, Streptophyta, Magnoliopsida, Cucurbitales, Cucurbitaceae. Gene Ontology annotation, molecular function: pyridoxal phosphate binding; L-kynurenine:2-oxoglutarate transaminase activity.
ACAAAGCAUGUACCACACAAGUGUGGCCAAAUCAGAGGACUCCCAUUUUCUUGCCGAGGAAUUGACGCAGCCCUGACGAGGUUUUCAAUUCAAGCUCAACAACAGUGGCGACCAUAAGGAAAUUAGGCAAAUCAAAAAUUUCUGAUGCAGAUCCACUGCACCUGGACGCUUCAGCGCGUUCAAUUGCGGUCUUCCCCGUUGUUUCGGUGUAUUAAUAUAAACCCUCGAAGAAGUUCCUCCCCCUCAUCCAUUCUGGCCACCAUGUCCUCCGCCGUGUCGACUGAAAAGACCGCCGUCUUCGAUCAGAAUGGACCCACCCACGACUCGCAGAAGCCAUUGCAGGUUGCAAAUCGCCUGGAGAAGUUCAAGACAACCAUCUUCACUAGAAUGAGUAAUCUUGCAAUUCAAUAUGGGGGAAUAAACCUUGGCCAAGGCUUCCCGAACUUUGACGGUCCUGAAUUUGUAAAGGAAGCAGCAAUUCAAGCCAUCAAGGAUGGGAAAAAUCAAUACGCCCGUGGAUAUGGAGUGCCAGAUCUGAACUUGGCCAUUGCCGAGAGAUUCAAGAAAGAUGCUGGACUUGUGGUCGACCCUGAAAAGGAAGUUACGGUGACCUCCGGGUGUACGGAAGCCAUUGCUGCAACCAUGCUUGGUUUGAUAAAUCCCGGCGAUGAGGUGAUCCUCUUUGCUCCUUUUUAUGAUUCUUAUGAAGCCACUCUAUCAAUGGCUGGUGCCAAAGUCAAAUGCAUCACGUUACGCCCUCCGGAUUUUGCUCUCCCUAUAAAUGAGCUCAGGUCUGCAAUCUCAAAGGAUACCCGGGCUGUUCUUAUUAACACGCCGCACAACCCGACAGGAAAAAUGUUCACAAGGGAGGAACUGAAUGAGAUUGCCUCUCUCUGCAUUGAGAAUGAUGUGUUAGUUUUUGCUGAUGAAGUUUAUGACAAACUGUCCUUUGAAAUGGACCACAUUUCCAUAGCCUCUCUUCCAGGAAUGUACGAGCGUACUGUUACCAUGAAUUCUCUGGGAAAAACAUUCUCCCUGACUGGUUGGAAGAUCGGGUGGGCAAUUGCCCCGCCUCAUCUGACAUGGGGAGUGCGACAGGCACACGCUUUCCUUACGUUUGCUACUUCCACUCCGAUGCAGUCCGCUGCUGCUACAGCUCUCCGAGCACCCGAAUCUUACUACGAGGAGCUGAAGAAAGAUUACCUGGCAAAGAAAGCCAUUUUGGUCGAAGGACUAAAGGCAGUUGGUUUCAAGGUCUUUCCAUCAAGAGGAACCUACUUUAUCAUUGUUGACCACACCCCUUUCGGGUUGAAAAACGACGUCGAUUUCUGCGAGUUUCUAAUCAAAGAAGUGGGAGUCGUAGCUAUUCCAACCAGCGUGUUCUACCUAAACCCAGAAGAUGGAAAAAACCUAGUUAGAUUUACAUUCUGCAAAGACGAGAACACCCUCAGGGCCGCAGUCGAGAGGAUGAAGAAGAAACUCAUUAGAAAGUCGUGAUCGCCGAGCCUAGUUUCGUCAAAGAAAAAAUUUUAUUCCACAUGGAGUGUUUCACAUCUGAGUGGUAUAAGGUUAGCUCUUUCUCCUCGUACUUGGGAGUUCAACUUUUCCCAUCAAUGAAUUAAUAAAUCUAGUUGAAUAAUCAUUUAUAGUUGCUUUGUUUGCUUGAAGCUUGAUAAAAAAUGAGCAAUUGUCCUGUUCAAUAUAGCUGCAUUGGAUUGGGUGGUCAA